Molecule: messenger RNA, 2695 nt
Organism: Notothenia coriiceps (black rockcod)
Lineage: Eukaryota; Metazoa; Chordata; Actinopteri; Perciformes; Nototheniidae
Product: active breakpoint cluster region-related protein-like
Exons: 8
Coding region: 306-1286 (326 amino acids)
Biological process (GO): signal transduction; positive regulation of GTPase activity
Cellular component (GO): membrane
Molecular function (GO): GTPase activator activity
Source: RefSeq, a predicted model, not a curated record
GGCUCCGGCGCUCUGUUUCUGUGUUUGCCGUUGUGGAAGUCAGAUUGCACAGUGCGGAGAUGUUGGCAGCUGACUGUGGAAUAAGCUCACAGAGGAAUUAUUAUCAGGCUAGUCAAGAGGACCAUGGCAGCAUCUUCUCCUCACUUUUAUAACUCUUUCCUUUUUUGAUCUGAAUAUCUGAUCAGCUGUUGGAGACAUUUCAUUCUUUUUGCCAAAGUCAAAGGCUGCUUUGGGAUCCAUCUCCUUGUUGAAAGCAUUCUCCCUCCACCUGCGUUUUGGUGGAAGACGAAUUUGAAGGCUUUGGGAUGACGGAGAUUUUGGUGUCGGAUGUAAACUUGAACUCGGUGUGUGAGCGUCUGGAGAAGCACUGCUGUGUGGACCAGAACCAGCACAACCUGUCCAGCCAGCCACAGACCCCGGUGCUUAAGAGGCACAGCAACACCGGGGCCAAGCUGUGGGGCCGCGUCCGCAGCAAGCUGCUCAGACAAAAGCUGGAUCCUCAGACAGUGCAGUCCAAGAACUGGCACAUGGACGUCAUAGAGAUGAACGGGAUCAAAGUGGAGUUCUCCAUGAAGUUUACAAGUCGGGACCUCAGCUUAAAGAGAACGCCGUCCAAAAAACAGAGCGGGGUGUUUGGAGUCAAAAUCAACGUGGUGACAAAGCGCGAGCGCUCCAAGGUGCCUUACAUCGUCCGGCAGUGCAUUGAAGAGGUGGAAAAGAGGGGGAUCGACGAAGUGGGAAUCUACAGGAUCUCAGGGGUGGCCACUGACAUCCAGGCCCUCAAAUUAGUGUUUGACACCAAUACCAAAGAUAUCCUGGUGAUGCUGAGCGAUAUGGACAUCAACGCCAUUGCAGGAACACUGAAGCUGUACUUCAGGGAGCUGCCGGAGCCUCUGCUCACCGACCGCCUCUACCCCGCCUUCAUGGAGGGCAUCGCGCUCUCUGACCCCGCAGCCAAGGAGAACUGCAUGAUGCACCUGCUGCGCUCCCUGCCGGACCCCAACCUCAUGACCUUCCUCCCCCUGCUGGACCACCUCAAACGCGUGGCGGAGAAGGAGCCCGUCAACAAGAUGUCCCUCCACAACCUGGCCACGGUGUUUGGCCCCACUCUGCUCAGGCCCUCAGAGUCCGAGAUCGCAAAGGCUCAGCACAUCACCUCUGCCUCUGACAUAUGGUCACAUGACGUGAUGGCGCAGGUCCAGGUGCUGCUCUACUACCUGCAGCAUCCUCCCAUCUCCUUCGCGGAACUGAAGCGCAACACGCUCUACUAUUCCACUGACGUUUAAACCACCCCCCACCAUCACCACCUCCCUCAGGGCGCCAUACAGAGAGGAGAGAGAGAGAGACUCCAUACAAACCCUGGUCCUUGCCGACCGGUGGUCCUGCCUCAGCUCUCCUCCCAGCAGGCUGCUCAUCUUGACUCGUACCACGACCCCCCCCCCCCCCCCUUCCCCCUACCACACAUACACACACACAUCCCUCCCUGAACCCACCACCUUCUCCCCCGGUCCUGAAAAGAGAUGAAGCCUGUCAAUAUGGAGGCGGUGACGGAGACUUCCCGGUCAUCUAUUCGUCACGUUUGUAAACUAAGGAGAGUAAAGCCCCCAGCGCCUCCCGCUCCCAGGACAAGGCAUUCUGGGAGCUCAUCAGGGAAAUCUAGAGGGGGUCAGGAUCACGUGGUGUCAUUUAGUGAGCACUUUCCAGACGACUCCAGCUUCUUAUUCCUUGAUCAGAGGCAUGCCAGAAAAAAUGGCAUUUUCAUGUGUGAUAAUUAUGUUUUCUCUCCUUUUUUCUGUCUUUCUGGCCUAAUGCAUGUGGUGGAGGAGACUGGGGGUGUGAGUGACGACGUGGAUGCACUUGAGUGAGUGAGUGUGUGUUUAAAGGGACUUUGAGAACUUGUGAGGUUUAGAAGUGGCUGGGAAGCCGUCCUAAUACAUGGCUGGUGACGCGUCUCUCUGUUCUGACAGGACGAGAGAGAGCUGCCCUCCCCGGUGAGUCUCGGCCAAAUUAGCCCUAUUUAUUUUAAAUAUAUAUAAUAUGUGUGCCUGUACAGUUCUGUGCAACUAGAGAAAUGCUCAAAGGAGUCUGUUUUUUGAAGUUUAUUCAGUUAGUGAUGUUAUUUUUAGCUUCUCAUUCACCAUGUCCAUGGUUGGUAAGCUGUACUGAAAAGAUGGACAUAAAGUCUGCCAGUUAAUUUCAGAUCACUUUGUAAAGGAAGGGCACUCUGGGACAUGAGGGUUAUUGGGGGGAAAACACAACAAAUGGAACAUUCUUUUUAUUUCUCUCGUUGUUUCAUUGCAAGCCUGUUCCAAGUGUCUUACUGCACCGGUAUAAUCUAUAGAGUUGAUUUGUGUAGUUGCCCUCAUUGCAUGUUCAGCUUGUCAAUCAAACCAGGCAGGGUAACAGAAAGGUAGGUUGUCUCUGCGCAGCCCGCUGAGACUGGCUGAUCCCAUCUCUGCUCUGUACAAAGCCAACCUUUCUGCUAUCAAGCCUGCGACAUAUCUUAAAAUACUGUAAGCACUGCUAGAUGAGUACUAUUUGAUAUUUUUAAUAUAAGAUGAAAAUAAAAAUAAAAAAUGUUGUAUUUUACUUCCUUUGAGAAGAAUUUCAAUAUACUGUAAUAUUGAGGAUUAAAUGUCAAUGUGAACUUUUCCCCCCAUUUUUUUUUAGUAAAAUAAAAGUUACCAAAACACUC